AUGCUUUCGCAAGGAGGCUCAUUCGAUUUAGAAAAGCAGAAGAAAUUUGCUAAACUUUCCACCAUUGUGGACGCAUACUCAAAAUACCAAGAAGACUUGAAGCAGUAUAAUGAGCUGCAAGAAAUAGUUCAACUGGACCCUUCACUUAAAGAAGAAGCUGAAUCAGAUAUUGCAGUUUUAUUACCUGAGUUAGAUAAGACGGGGAAAUCGUUAGCAAGCAAGCUCUUGCCACCCCAUCCGUUUGCAGAAAAACCAAGUAUCUUGGAACUUAGACCGGGCGUUGGUGGAUCUGAAGCCAUGAUAUUCACCCAGGACCUUUUGAACAUGUAUAUAAACUACGCAAAUUACCAUAAGUGGAAAUGGAGCUUGAUAUCUAAAACAGAAAAUGCUAGUGGUACUGGUGUAUUAGAAGCUAUCUUAAACAUUGACGAGCCUGGCUCAUACGAUAAAUUAAAGUUUGAAGCCGGUGUACAUCGUGUACAAAGAGUCCCUGCCACAGAAACGAAAGGAAGAACGCAUACAUCUACAGCAGCAGUUGUUGUGCUACCUAAAAUGGGAGAAGAAAGUGAAUCAGAUGCAUAUGAAAGAACGUUCAAACCAGAUGAAAUCCGGAUAGAUGUUAUGAGGGCAAGUGGAAAAGGUGGACAGCAUGUUAACACCACUGAUUCUGCCGUGAGACUAACACAUUAUCCAUCAGGAAUCGUCAUAUCGAUGCAGGAGGAAAGAUCGCAACACAGAAAUAAAGCUAAAGCGUUUGCUAUUCUUCGAGCUAGGCUUGCAGAAAAGGAAAGGUUGGAAAAAGAAGAGAAAGAGAGAAACGCUAGAAAGGACCAAGUCUCAUCCACAGAUAGAUCUGAUAAAAUAAGAACUUACAACUACCCUCAAAAUAGAAUCACCGACCACAGAUGUGGUUACACCUUAUAUGACAUUGAAGGUGUGAUGAAAGGGGAAAGAUUGGAUGACGUUAUUGAUGCCUUGGAAAUGUUCGACGCAGACCAAAAAUCUAAACUACUACUAGAAGAAAUGUCCUAA
Molecule: messenger RNA, 1032 nt
Organism: Kluyveromyces marxianus DMKU3-1042
Lineage: Eukaryota; Fungi; Ascomycota; Saccharomycetes; Saccharomycetales; Saccharomycetaceae
Gene: MRF1
Product: Mrf1p
Exons: 1
Coding region: 1-1032 (343 amino acids)
Biological process (GO): translational termination
Molecular function (GO): translation release factor activity
Source: RefSeq, a predicted model, not a curated record